AUGAAGUGUCAUAGCCGCCAGUGUGGGGCCAUGGUCCGAACAGCCGCAGAGAUUCAAGACUGGGUGAUCCGGGAGAACUUGUCUGGCCGGAUCUCUGCAAAAGCGAUCGAGCUGGUAACAGCCGGCGGGUUGGAGGCUCUUACGGACGAGUGGCUGAAGCAGCAUGGCGUCGUGAUGCUUACAGCACGCUCCCGGGCCCUCGUGGCGGCCCGGGUCUCCCUCGACUCGGGAACAAAGGCUUGCAGAUUUGGCCGGACAGAGGUGAUUCACUUCGAGGUGGAAGAGCCAGCGCCGUCACCCUGCAGCCGAGGUAGCGACCACGGUCGUGAGGCCUUUGCCUUUCGACAGGCCCAGCAGAAAACAAAGAAUGACGAUGUGGAAAGGGAGGAGGAGGAGACGGACGAAGACCAAGCGGACUCAGAUGACAAUGCGACCUUCUUCUACCAGCCACCUCUUCGUGGGCAAGCCAGCGGGACAGCGAAGCUCAAGACGCUCCGCAGCGAUGAGACCGUGCCUGCAGCCCCGAUUGCAGACCACCUCACUCCAUCGCCUUGCGUUUGCGCCCGAAGUGCGCGAUGCAGCUGA
Messenger RNA from Symbiodinium sp. CCMP2592, 585 nucleotides. The record is from the annotation of a GenBank genome assembly. Lineage: Eukaryota; Dinophyceae; Suessiales; Symbiodiniaceae.